UGAUAGGCAAACUGCCCCCCAAAAUAUCGAGUGUUCUCACGAAACAAGUCGCAUAGUAUUCCUGUCUUGUGGUACGCAGCGGUCGGAACUUGUUACCACGUCGUCUCCUCGCUCUCUCUCCAUUUCUCCCAACAACAACACGAACUUCAGUCGUGCUGGCUACUAGUAGGUACUUCGCUAUGAUGGAGACAGCCGUGCACCCGGCCCAGCCCAGCCAACCUCCGUCCGCCUCGUCCCCGACGGAGCUCAAGCCGCCGACAUCGGGCGCAGUCUCGCCCGGCAACAAGGCCGCCAACGACUCGUCGAGAGUCAAGCGGCCGAUGAACGCCUUCAUGGUGUGGUCACGCGGACAGCGCCGGAAAAUGGCCCAGGAAAACCCCAAGAUGCACAACUCGGAGAUCAGCAAGCGUCUUGGAGCCGAGUGGAAACUUCUGACAGAAGCCGAGAAGCGGCCCUUCAUCGACGAAGCCAAGCGGCUACGUGCCCUACACAUGAAGGAACACCCCGACUACAAGUACCGGCCAAGGAGGAAGACAAAAACCUUGAUGAAGAAGGACAAAUAUAGCCUGCCAGGUGGGCUGAUCGCUGCCAACGGGGCUCCCGUCCAGCGUACCAUCGCCACAGGUAUGGACCAGUAUGCUCAUAUGAACGGGUACAUGUCCAAUAACGCGUACACCCACAUGAUGCACCAGGACCAGUUGCACGCCUACCCGCACCCGGGCAUCUCUCCCGCCCAGACGGCCUCGCAAAUGGCGUCCAACGCGUCCCUGCCGCCCAGGUACGACAUGUCUGGCCAAAUUCCACCCUACCCCAUGGCCACCACUAACUCUUACACCAGCUACUCGAGCUCCAGCUACACCACCAACCCCUACCCGCACCACUACACCACGCCGCAGACCAUGAGCAGCCAAAUGCCGCCGGGCUUCACGACGGUAAAGACGGAGUCCGGCCCCGCAGCGCCGACCGGCACGCCGCCUGCAGAUGGCCGCGGGAGGAACCCCUGCCCCGGGGACCUACGGGAGAUGAUCUCCAUGUACCUUCCGGGUGACGCCAACGACCCCAACGCACAGAGUCGGCUCCACAGUAUGCAAGGACACUAUCAGAACUCAGUCGGGGUCAACGGUACAGUUCCCCUCAGUCACAUGUGAGCAUCUAUACGUCCUCAUACAACUUUUCAAUAGGGGCUUGUUUACCCGUGUAUUCAGUCGACUUUGGGGUACAUUGUCAUAGCCAUAGGUUUUGUUUUAAUUCUUUUCGUUUUGAACGAAGUCAAUCAUGCUGUGAAUUGAACCUGAAAUCGGAGCUUUUUUCCUGGUAGACUGAGAGAAACUUUUUAUGACUUAUAUCAUAAACCACACGACUGGUGUCAAACUAGGAUCCACUUUACUUUUUUGCACAAAGCGACUCUCGACUUAACUCUGCCGUUUGUUUAUAUGUUGUACAAAUUUUGGACAUUUUUAUUGUUAUUUAAGAAGAUUUUUGUGUUUUUGCUAGAUGACGAAGUGUGUUGUAGAUAUAUCUUUUUGAACAGAAACAAGUUAUGGACAACGUUGCGCGGAUACAAGUUUCCCGCGCGAAAAAAGAACUUAUUUUGUUUUCCGAGUGCCACUGCUCCAAGCAGUUGUAAAGAAUAUAUAAUUUAUAGAGAAACUUUUUUUCCACAUGAGACAGUUUGUUGAACUUAUUCUAUUUGCUAUUUGACGACAAUGUUUUUUGUGAGGAAAUAUCGCUUGUGUUUGAUGGUUUUAUUUUUCCCAUGCUGUGUUCGUUCUCCACGAUUCAGUUGUAAUGUUAUUCAGUGUUGUGAAGUUAUUUGAAUAAUUAUUUUUGUGGACUUCUUUCUCAGAGCCAAGAGUUGUAAAUAUUAUCGGCACAGUUUCUAACUACUUGUUGACGCGUUCCGUUUUUGAAGAAGUCGAGAAAUAAAUUGACAGCGAGUUGUUGAAAAAGGAAA
Molecule: messenger RNA, 1954 nt
Organism: Branchiostoma belcheri (Belcher's lancelet)
Lineage: Eukaryota; Metazoa; Chordata; Leptocardii; Amphioxiformes; Branchiostomatidae
Product: transcription factor Sox-3-like
Exons: 1
Coding region: 180-1148 (322 amino acids)
Biological process (GO): regulation of DNA-templated transcription; anatomical structure morphogenesis; cell differentiation
Molecular function (GO): RNA polymerase II cis-regulatory region sequence-specific DNA binding; DNA-binding transcription factor activity, RNA polymerase II-specific
Source: RefSeq, a predicted model, not a curated record